Messenger RNA from Poeciliopsis prolifica (blackstripe livebearer), 3221 nucleotides. It is a transcript of the gene rbpjb, whose product is annotated as recombination signal binding protein for immunoglobulin kappa J region b. The record is from RefSeq and is a predicted model, not a curated record. Lineage: Eukaryota; Metazoa; Chordata; Actinopteri; Cyprinodontiformes; Poeciliidae. The coding region runs from base 210 to 1682 and encodes 490 amino acids. Gene Ontology annotation, cellular component: nucleus; MAML1-RBP-Jkappa- ICN1 complex. The transcript has 11 exons. Gene Ontology annotation, molecular function: DNA-binding transcription activator activity, RNA polymerase II-specific; RNA polymerase II cis-regulatory region sequence-specific DNA binding. Gene Ontology annotation, biological process: regulation of transcription by RNA polymerase II; Notch signaling pathway.
CUCUCUCUUCAGUGUGUUGCUGUUAUCCACUGCCUCCCUUCUCCUCCCCCUUCCCCUUUUUUCUCAGUGUUCCUCACCCACCCCUUUUUCUCUCCGUCUCCGUCAUCCCUACACCUCCAGUCUGCUUCUGUUGUCUCGGCGGAUUGUUGGGCUGUCGGAGAGAGAAGGGAUAUCGCGAGUAUUGGAGUUUUGGUGAGAGUUUGUGGAAGAUGGCGCCUGUUGUGACAGGGAAGUUUGGGGAGCGCCCUCAGCCACAGCGCCUGACAAGAGAAGCGAUGAGGAAUUACCUAAAGGAGCGAGGCGACCAAACUGUCAUGAUCCUGCACGCAAAAGUUGCACAGAAAUCCUACGGCAAUGAGAAAAGGUUCUUCUGCCCUCCUCCCUGCGUCUACCUGAUGGGCAGCGGCUGGAAGAAAAAGAAGGAGCAGAUGGAGAGAGACGGCUGCAAUGAGCACGAGUCGCAGCCGUGUGCCUUCAUUGGCAUCGGCAACAGCGACCAAGAAAUGCAACAGCUCAACCUAGAGGGAAAGAAUUAUUGCACAGCCAAAACCUUGUACAUAUCCGACUCCGACAAGAGAAAGCAUUUCAUGUUGUCCGUCAAGAUGUUCUACGGCAACAGUGCAGACAUCGGCGUCUUCCUCAGCAAGAGGAUCAAAGUCAUCUCCAAGCCCUCCAAAAAGAAGCAGUCCCUCAAAAACGCUGACCUGUGCAUCGCAUCAGGGACCAAGGUGGCGCUGUUCAACCGGCUGCGCUCCCAAACGGUCAGCACGCGCUACCUGCACGUGGAGGGGGGCAACUUCCACGCCAGUUCCCAGCAGUGGGGGGCUUUUUACAUCCACCUGUUGGACGACGAGGAGUCAGAAGGAGAGGAGUUCACUGUGAGAGACGGUUACAUCCACUACGGCCAGACGGUCAAGCUGGUGUGCUCGGUCACCGGCAUGGCGCUGCCCAGACUGAUCAUUCGAAAGGUCGACAAGCAGACGGCCCUGCUGGACGCCGAUGACCCAGUUUCCCAGUUGCACAAGUGUGCCUUCUACCUGAAGGACACGGAGCGCAUGUACCUGUGCCUUUCCCAAGAAAGGAUCAUCCAGUUUCAAGCCACUCCAUGCCCAAAGGAACCAAACAAGGAGAUGAUCAACGACGGCGCCUCCUGGACAAUCAUCAGCACGGACAAGGCAGAGUACACUUUCUACGAGGGCAUGGGCCCCGUCCACUCACCCGUCACCCCUGUGCCUGUGGUAGAGAGCUUACAGCUCAACGGCGGUGGGGAUGUUGCCAUGCUGGAGCUGACGGGGCAGAACUUCACACCAAAUCUGCGGGUUUGGUUCGGAGAUGUCGAGGCUGAAACCAUGUACAGGUGUGCGGAGAGCAUGCUGUGCGUGGUGCCCGACAUCUCGGCCUUCCGCGAGGGCUGGCGCUGGGUGCGGCAGCCCGUCCAGGUCCCCGUCACCCUGGUGAGGAACGACGGCAUCAUCUACUCCACCACACUGACCUUCACCUACACGCCCGAGCCCGGCCCGAGGCCGCACUGCAGCGCCGCUGGCGCCAUCCUGCGGGCCGGCAACGCCAGCCUGCACAGCAACAGCAGCCAGGAGGCCGCCGCCCCCGGCGUCUACGGCCCCAACAGCAACCCCGGCGCCGGGGUCACGUCCUCGUCCUCCGCCGCCGCCGUGGUGUCCUAACGCACACACACAGUAUGCCUUGAGAGCAAAACACACCUUGGGGUAUAUACAUGACAGACUAUAGGAAUUAAACCCAAACUUUGACUCAUCGUAAAGUGCUGCGUGUUUAGCUGGGAUACAAACGAAAAGGAGCAAAACUGAAGGAGUGACAUCACCGAGGUGUCAGCCAAUGGGAAUAAGCAGAAGAGCUCCGUCGCCUGCAGAUAACUGUAGGGACCUGCCUAUUUAAUCCUGGUGUUUGGAAUGAGUGACGUUCCUGCAGGCUCAGAGCACCAGCACUUUCCUUCAGCUGUGAGAAACGACAACAAUACAUCCACCCUGAACGCAACGCCGACCACGACCUGAACGGAUCGGUCCGUCGUCGGCCCGCCUGGAUUCACACUGUUCAACUCCCACGAGCCUCGGCUGGGCGUAUUGUUGUCGUCGCAGGAUGCAGAGGGACACACAAAAACGUGACGAUAACAUAGUUUUUAUGGACCAAGGAUCUUGUAUAAGCUUUAGUAAAGGUACAUUUUUCUCCAUACCUUUUUUUGUAUUAAACAUAUAGUACACUUUUGUUACCAAAUAGUUUCUAUUCCUUCUCUGAGCUUUUGGGCUUUGUUUCCCUCCCCUUCCGCCCCUGUUUGAGGUCCAAACUCCCAAACCUUUUAUGUUAAUGUGACCUUACAACAAAUGCCUGCUUCCCAGUCUUUGGAUUGUUUUUUUCUUUUAAUACUUCUUCUUUUGAGUUGGGGGAAAAAAAACUAAAUCUGAAGUCUGGAUUUGUUUAUUCACAUACGCGAAGGUUGCUUUUUAUUAUGUUUGUUUUUAUUGGGGGGGGGUACGACCUCAGAGGGGCCUAUAUUUUUUAUCCUCUUUGGUUUUUAUGAAGUCUUUAAAAAGAAAAAGCUUUAAGCAACGCCUUUUGCCUUGCCUGCAAUACUCUGCGUGCUCGCCGCGUCUCCUGGAACGCAAACGCUUCAGUACAUCUCACAUGGAGCCACAGCAACAUCUGCAGAAUAUGUGGAGAGAAAAAAAAAAAAAGGAAGAAAAAAAAAGACAUUCUUGGUUACAAAAACAAGUCAAACUCAUGUAAUAAGCGUUAGUAAGCCUUAGUACUGUAUAUUCUUACUGUGCACAGUCAGACCAGUCACAUAUCUAAUAUCUGUUGCUCACUGCACCCGGCGAGGCGUCUUCCAGCACGUGCUCUGCUUGCAUCCGGUAGUUUUCCAAAAAAGAAGAAGGAAAAGAAAGAAAAAAAGAACACAAAACAAUGGACACUUUUUCCAAUUUGAUGUGGCCUUACUGCAAAACGACGGGAAAAAAAGAAAAAAGAGUUCACCUUUUUCUUAUAUGCUGUUUACUCACCUUGGAAGAAGCUGUGCGUAGCACAAACUAAUGCCUCGCUGCUUAUCACAGGAGCUCUGCUGUCUCUGAGCUCAUCGCUGCGGCUUCACCCUCCCUGCAGAAGCAGCCUUCUUCUUCUCCUGAAGCCUUCCUAAUUCGUGUUUUUUUUUUCUUUGUUUUUUUUGUGGUGUACAAAUACAAAGAUCCCUACUC